UGACAGUUCUUUGAAUUUGUCACUAUUACCUGUCUAGUUCUGGUGUGGCUUCCCUGAUGUGCAGAGCUCAGAAUUCUCUGUACCAGCUAUGUAAUGGAGCGGCGUGUAUCUAUACUGCACAAGGAAGUGUCACUGUAUGACCCCCAGCAGUGUGUAUCUAUAAUACCUUAUACAGGGCAAAGACUACUGUGCUUUACAGAUAAACAGGUUUGGGCAGCAGCCUGGGGCCCCACAGAACCAGUCCGUUUGUUUACUCUCAUUAUGGGAGGUAUAGAUUCCUGGGGUAGAAAUGACAGAGAGUCAGAGAAGAAAAUAAAUUCAGACAGUGUGUGUGACUUACCCUUUAGUCAGUAAGCUGUGUGUGUAACUAUAAAGUGAAAGUGAAACUAAUGGUGCAUAACUGAGCCAUAUUGUGAAAGCCACAUAGGGUGUAGCACAGGCUGAGAGCAGGGAGAGCUGCAGCCGGAUGGGAUUCUGGUCAUCAAAUACCGUCGGGUAAAAUGAGGAAUCAAUUUUUAUAAAACCGAGCUGCUUUCUGACUGUGCCGGGAGUGUUUAUCUGAACAGCACAAUGGAAGUGGGUGGGGGACCGUCUUCUGCUAACCAGGCAGAACCCACACAAGUAUCUGUAUGUUUUAUAGAUGAGAAACUGUCACCGGAAGAGACUUUCCAGAAUCUUCUGAAGGAAAUCUGGCAGAAUGUCUCACAGGGGUACAACUCUUGUAUUGUUGCCUUUGGACAAACAGGAUCAGGGAAACCUUUCUCAUUGCUGGAGAUCCAAGAACAGCCAAGUCUGCUCUCAUUCUUCUGCUCUGGUUUGUUUAGCGGGGAGCACUGUGGAUUAAAGGUCUUAAGGGUUAGUGUCUCUUUUGUGGAACUAUAUAAUGGAGAAAUUAGGGAUCUUUUAGCACCCAAUGGGCUGCAGAGAUCAGUUAAGAUGUGUACAUAUGAUCCAUCAGGACCUUAUGCUAAGGGAUUGUCCCACCAUAGUGUCGGUAUAUAUGAGGAUAUUAAGCAAAUGCUAACAGCAGGAAAUAAAGUUAGGACUGGGACUACCAGUGCCAACCCUACUAUAGAUGGGCAAGCCAGCCAGCCAUGGGCUGUAUUUACACUAACAAUAACUUAUACUAAUGGGUCAAGUGCUUCUAGUGAGCUUUGCAGCAAGAUCAGCUUUGUGGAUCUAGAAGGUUGUGAGAGAACAUCUGUGGCUGGACAUGGGCAUUCAAGCAUAGAAGACCCAAAAAUGGACAUAAAUCCAUCAAAACCACCAAGGGCAAUAACAUAUAAUUGUGUGGAUCGGAGAGACACUUUGCUUUCUUGGCUUCUCAACCAGUUCCUGGGAGGAAACACAAAAACAACAAUAGUAGCCAUGACUGACCCACGUGCAGAUAAGUACCAGGACACUCUCACUAGUCUGUCUGCUGCCCUGGGGGCCAGGUGUAUAGUUACCCAGGCACUGAAGCCUGAAGAUUCUGGACACACAGAUACAGUUGGGCAACAGGAAGAAUUAAGGAAACAGACAGAGAGUUUAAGUUUAGCUGAAGACAACAAGGAACUGACGUCAAGCAAAACUUCUGAACCAGAGGAAUCUAGGGACCCUGCGACUGGUGCUUCUCUAAUCCCUAACCAGUCAUUGACCGCAUUGGAUAUACAUAGAGGGACUAAUGGAAACCCAGAGUUUGGCAAUAACACAGGUGAAGCUUUGAUGGGCCCGACCCCAGGAUGCAGUGUGACAGUAAUGUUCUGGGAUACACUCCCUGAUCCGAAGUUUCUGGAAGCAAAGGUUAAGGAACGCUGGUCAUUCCCAAUCAAGGAUGCGUCGUACAUUCUACUUUGUCACACCACUGAGGAUGAAUGGAAAUGCGCAGCAAGGAAAGCCCCUUAUAUCAUACUCUAUCAUUCUAUGGAAUCAGAAGAAUACAUAGAAGAGGGGGAAUCCUACCUGAAAUUCUGUAUGGAAAUCCACAGCCCCUCCAAUAUAAUGGUGAUUGUAACAGAGCUGGAAGACUCGCUGUAUGCAGAACAGAUGAAACGUAACUGGGAUCAGAGCCCAUAUAAAGCCUGCAGCCUGCUGCUCUGCACAAAGCAAGAAGGAAAUAUGUUACCAAGUAUAAAUAAAGGUAUUAAAACAAAAGAAAAAGCUACAGAACUGGAACUACUUACAGAACCCCAGAGAAUCGGAAUCUUCUCCAGAUCGGCAGAGAGUGAUUACCAGUGGCUGCUAAAGCUCCUUAAAUCAGAAUUCAGGGCUCCGGUUCAUGAAGUUCGACCCUGUAACAUCUCUAACAAUGAACACAAAGAGUUCUGGGAGGAAGUGUCUCAGUGCACAUUCGGGAUCCUGUAUCACUGCAUGAAUAGAGGGAGGGAAAAAAUCACUUAUGAUCCCAAUGAUGACCUGAAACUUAUGUCUAAAGUACUGGGGAAGGAGAAUGUGAUUGUGGUUGCUGAUGGUAUAGAGGGCCCCACAGAGCACAAUAUUGGGGAAUACGCCUGUGACCUGGUGCUCCUCACACAAGCAGAUAAGGGAGACCAAGGCCGGCUGAGGGAGAAGCUGGGGAACAUCAAACAGAGAAUAAAGACAGCAACAAAACGCAAAAUAAUGAGUGAUGACAAAAAAGAGGAGAAAAAGAAAAAGUAUUCCGAUCCUGCACAUGAGCAAGAUCUUGGGGAAAUGAAAUUAGACAACAAAAAAGAUGGCAGAAAAAAGUUUAUCAGGAAGCGCCAUAAAAUUGGAAUUUUCUCCAGAUCGGCAGAAAGUGAUUACGAUUGGUUACAAAGGUCCCUCAAAACAGAAUUCAGUGAUUUGGUGGCAAAAGUCAGACCCUAUUACAUCUCUAACAACGGACGGCGGCAGUUCUGGGAUAAUGUCUCUCAAUGCACAUUCGGGAUCCUGUAUCACACUAUGAGGAGAGGGAGGCUGAAUAUCACCGAUGUGACUGACUCUCUGUAUGAUGAAGAACUGAAAUAUAUGGCUGAUGUGCUAGGGAAGAAGAAUGUGAUUGUGGUUGCUGAUGACCUGGGGGACAGUAGCACGGUACAGAAAGACAGAAUCCUAGUACAACAGCGCAGUAUUGGGGAAUACGCCUGCGAUCUGGUGCUACUCACACAAGCAGAUAAGGGAGACAAUGUCCGACUGGAGGGAAAGCUGGGGAGCAUUAGAUCUGCUCUUCAAGUCACAAGUCCUUAUGUGCAGCCAACUAAGAGAGAGGAUGAAGAUAAUCAUGUUAAAAGUACUGGAAAUGCAACACUAUAUUUGGAAAAUCUUCUUGAGCGGGCAAAAUCAAUUGACUUUGGCACUGUUGUUGGCCAAAUAGUUCAGAAAACUGGUAUUAAAACAAAAGAAGAAGCUGCAGAACCGGAACUGCUUACAGAACCCCAGAGAAUCGGAAUCUUCUCCAGAUCGGCAGAGAGUGAUUACCAGUGGCUGCUAAAUCUCCUUAAAUCAGAAUUCAGGGCUCCGGUUUAUGAAGUUCGACCCUGUAACAUCUCUAACAUUGAGCACAAAGAGUUCUUGAAGUUUCAGUGCACAUUCGGGAUCCUGUAUCACAUGAAUAGAGGGAGGGAAAACAUCACUUACAAUCCCAAUGAUGACCUAAAACUUAUGUCUGGAGUACUGGGGAGGGAGAAUGUGAUUGUGGUUGCUGAUGGUAUAGAGGGCCCCACAGAGCACAAUAUUGGGGAAUACGCCUGUGACCAGGUGUUCCUCACACAAGCAGAUAAGAAAGACCAAGGCCGGCUGAGGGAGAAGCUGGGGAGCAUCAAACAAAGAAUAAACACAGCAACAAAACUCAAAAUCAACAGCAAUUACAACAUAAAGGAGAGAAAAACAAAUUUCCCAGAGCCUGGAUAUCAGCAAGGCGCAAAUGUGAAUAACAGAGAACUAGCUCCCUGUAUGGCUGAACAACACAGAAGAAAUGAGAAAGCUGCUGGGAGUGGGACACAGGGUCAGAGGCGACUUAGUGUACAACAGCAAACAUCUCACAAGCAAGAUGGCAACCAGAGAAAAAGUUCCUGGACAGCAAAACUAUGGAACAGUUGGGGCAGCUUUAGCAGUGAAAUAGUGCAACCAACUAAAGAGAAGCAGAAGGUCGGGAUAUUCUCCAGAUCAGCAGAAGAUGAUUACCGGUGGCUGCGCAGGUUCCUUAUAUCAGAGUUUAGCGGCCAUGUUGAGGAGGUCAGACCCUGUCACAUCUCUAACAGUGGGAGGAGUCAGUUCUGGGAGGAGGUGUCUCGCUGCUCGGUCGGGAUUCUGUAUCACACCAAGAACAGAGGGAGGAUUAACGUCACUGAUGUGCCGGGCUCUCUGUAUGAUGAGGAGCUGCAGUAUUUAGCCAAUCAGCUGGGGAAGGACAGAGUCCUGGUGGUGGUGGAUGACCUGGAAGACAGUGGCCCUGAGGAGAAGCAAAGGAUUCUGGGGAGCCAAGGAAGCAUUGGGAAAUGGGCCAGUGACCUCAUUCUCAUCAGCACCAAUGAGAAGAAACAUAUUAACUCCACAAACUCAAUGUUUAAACUGCGCAAUAAGUUUAAUAGAAUAACACAGAUUUAAUUUGUUGCAACUUAUUCCUCCCAGUGUUCUAAAAGCAGGACAUUUAAGGCCACACCCCCACUCUAUUGAAUCCAUAGCCAGUUUGUAAAAUGGCCUCCCUUUUCAUCCCCCACACCUCACUCACUUUUCACCUACAUAUAUGUCCUGGGCAAAUAAAAAUAAUGGCUGUGAAAUA
Molecule: messenger RNA, 4720 nt
Organism: Xenopus tropicalis (tropical clawed frog)
Lineage: Eukaryota; Metazoa; Chordata; Amphibia; Anura; Pipidae
Exons: 16
Coding region: 571-4545 (1324 amino acids)
Biological process (GO): microtubule-based movement
Cellular component (GO): cytoskeleton
Molecular function (GO): microtubule binding; microtubule motor activity; ATP binding
Source: RefSeq, a predicted model, not a curated record